AUGAGUACUUUAACUACAACUGUUAAGGUGGAUAUUUGUUCCUUCUCGGAGUACCGUAUGUACCCUGGGCGUGGGACAAAAUUUGCUUCGCGUGAUGGCAAAGUUUACUUCUUCCUGAACUCUAAAACAUCCGCAUUGGGUCACAAGAAGAUCAAACCCAUCAAACUAAGGUGGACCCAAAGUUGGCGCAGGGCUAAUAAAAAAAUGCAGUCAAGCACUAUACAACGUAGACGCACUAAAAAGACUGCAAGAUUUCAAAAGGCAAUUGUUGGCCUUACACUUGAAGAGUUAAAGUCUAGGCGAUUAGCUCACAACAAUACGUCUGAUAAGGCAAUAAAGGAUGCAAAAAUGAAAGCCAGAAAAGGCAAACAGCCCGUGGCCCCAGUGUCUACAAUACAAGCUAUACAGGGUAAAUAUGAUAAAAAACCCGCACACCAACAGGAUAAAACGCUAACUAAGACAGUGUCAGAUAAUCAAGCGAAAAAACAAGAACAAACUGUUAAAGCGGCUGAACGUCCAAAAAAAAUUGCUGAACAGUCACAAAAAGUGCCAGAGCAACUUAAAAAUGAUUCAGAGCAGAAAAGGCAUGAACAGCCAACGGAGGAGCUGCCAAAAACAAAGGCUGCUAAACCUUCAAAGCAAGAGCAAAAUGCGCCUGCUCCUCAUAAGACUGAGGAAGUGAAACCUAAGAAAGAAAAGGUCACGGAGGAACCGCCAAAAAAAGAAAAAGUCACUGAGGAACCACCAAAGAAAACUAGCUUUAUGGGCAAACUUUUUGGCAGAAUGAGAUAA
This is a messenger RNA of Babesia microti strain RI, 792 nucleotides long. RefSeq names its product 60S ribosomal protein L24. Gene Ontology annotation, cellular component: cytosolic large ribosomal subunit. Gene Ontology annotation, biological process: cytoplasmic translation. The record is from RefSeq and is a predicted model, not a curated record. The transcript is spliced from 2 exons. Lineage: Eukaryota; Apicomplexa; Aconoidasida; Piroplasmida; Babesiidae. Bases 1 to 792 code for a protein of 263 amino acids. Gene Ontology annotation, molecular function: structural constituent of ribosome; mRNA binding.